Messenger RNA from Pieris napi, 8990 nucleotides. RefSeq lists its product as uncharacterized. Lineage: Eukaryota; Metazoa; Arthropoda; Insecta; Lepidoptera; Pieridae. The transcript is spliced from 10 exons. The record is from RefSeq and is a predicted model, not a curated record. The coding region runs from base 649 to 6831 and encodes 2060 amino acids.
GCUUGCUACAAGAGCAAUAAGAACUAUAUUAUUCGUUUCGAAGGAAACAUUAUGGCGGACGCCUGCAGACAUUUGGGCUUUUCAAAAAUCGUUUUCUAAGUUUAUUUGCGUGUUUUUAUUGAACUUUUUCGCAUAUUAUGGUGCAUUAAGUGUUUAAUUACCUUUUUAUUGUGGUUUUUGGGAGUUUCGUGGAAUAAAGUGUGAGUAUUUAAUGAGUACAUAACGGAGGUGCGCCACGGGUAGGGAAAUGAUUUGGUGCUUUCUGUCUCUCGCCCGAGUCGACGCACACGCAGCGCUCAGCUGUAGGUGGCGUUGCGGUCAUAUGAACAUCAAAACAUGACGAUUUUCAUGACUUUUCCGAACAUUAUUUUUGCGCACUGGACUAUUGAAACAUAAAAAUUAUUGGGAUUAUGAUUAAACACCAGAAGAAAAGAAGGAGCUUGUUCUUCAGAUUGUUCUAGUGUGAACAUUUUUAAGUAGGAUUAUAACAGAGAUAUUAUAUAUUUUAAUACAAAGGAACAUACAUAGACUAUAGUUUCUUUCAUUUGUUGUAUAAAUCUGCACAUACAAGGAGUUAAAAGUUAUAGGGUUGACUACUAGUUCCCUAAUGUCGGAAGAGCAGGAAAGAGUUUCAUUCUACAUUCCAACAUGAAAACUAAACAGCCUAAAGAAGAAACCGACAAGAGUAUUGAUGAGGAUACUGUUGAGCCAAAAACUCGAGCAAGAAAGAAGGCCUCAGACUUGGAAGAAGAGAAAUCAAAAGCAAGUCAGGAUGAAGCUAAAAUUCCUCAAGAAACUAAAAAGCCAGUGGCAAAACCUAAAGGUGUAAUAAGGAAACGGCCACUUGGUAUCCGAAAAACAAAAAAAUUAAGAAGUAAAAAGGUUCCAGUCAUAAAGAAAAAUGUUAUCAAACAAAAAGCAAAAAGAGGUAGGAAACCAUUAAAGAAGCCUGAUAAUUCUCAAGAGAAGGAAGCAAUCCCUUUGAUACCUGCUUCUGAAAUUAAAAAAGAGCCAGUUGACGAUACUACACCCAACUCUAGGUCAUCCAGUCCUAAAACAGCAGGUCGUCGGUCCAGACUAAGCUCUGAUAUGCUCAUGAUGAAAUCUGUUCUUGGAGACUCUCCUAGUAGCUUGAUUCUUGGUCCCCGCACAAGCCCAUAUUCUAUGCGGUCUGAAAGAAGUAAUAGUCCUUCAUUGUUUGAAGGCAAAAACUUGAGGAGUGGGAAACCUAGAAAGUUAAAGAACAAUCUUUUAAAUGAAGUAGUGAUUAAAGAACAAAAGAAGCGGACAAGGCUCCCAUCAGAUUCAAAACAAGAAAUGCCAGAUUCUUCAGAAGACUGUAAAAGAAUAAAAAGGGGUCGCUCCUGCUCUCGAGAUGGAAGUGAAAUCUCAAAAUGCUCAGAUAUUACAGAGUCUGACAUAAGCUUAAAUGAAACGCUUACUGAACCUGAUAAGGAGCUCAACAAGAAAACAGAUAAACCUAAGACUGAACUAGACGUAGAUAUUGAUACUAAUGUACAGAUCUCAACUAUUGAAAAAGUGCCUUCCCCAAAUGUUGACUCCAAAUCAGAAAUAAAGCUUGACCCAGAACCUAGUUCCUUAGAGAAAGACAAAAGAAGAUUGAGCUUAAAAAGAAGUACUUCAUUAGAUUCUGACAACAAUAAUAGUAAUAGAGUUAAGAUUAACAAUUUAAAUACAGCAGAUAUUGAACUCAAAUUGUUUGAGACUGAAAAUGAUAAGCUUUUAGAGGAUCGUAGUAGUAUUUUAAAUUGUAUGUCCAAGACAUUUAAUUCAAAGGAAGUUUCCAAAAAUAUAAGGAAAGCAAGAAGAGGAAAGAAGACUGCCACAACACCACGGGCCGGGGCCAAUCAAGUAGGGAAAAGUAACUCUUUAGAUACUGAAAUAUCAGAGCCUAUAGAUACUGUUGACAGUUUGUCUAAAGAGAUCACUGAUCUCAUUCACAACUUGGACCAGAACAUAGACUGUGAUCAGGAAAGCACAAUUGAGAGUAAUUCAAUGGUAGUUGAUCAGAUGCAAUCAAAAUCAGUUCGCCAAUUCUAUGGAUUAUCAAAACCUUUAGGAGAUAACAACAGUAUUGUUAGUGAAACUCCCGCUAAAGAAAAAGAACCUAGCAUGCAAAUUGCCAAUGAAGGCACACCCAUCAAGGAUGAUAGUGAAAAUAUAAGAUUGCACUAUGAAGAUUCAGAAGAAAAAUCUUCAGAAAGUAAGCCAGAAAUAACUUACAAACGUGCAACAGUAGCUAGCAUAGAUAAGUUAAUGGAUAGACUGAAAGAGUUUGAAGAGUUUGAUAAGCGAAGGAAGAGACAACAAUCAGAAUCCAAAUCAAAUGAUAAGACCGUCAUGGUUACAAACGACGUCGUUCUAAUACCAAAGUCUGGGGCAGACAUUAAGCCCUUAAAAGAUAUGCAACCUGAGAAAUCACCAGAAAGGUUUAUCGAAAAAGAAAAUGUUUUAAGCUGUUUCGAAAAUAACUCUGCUAUUUCUAUAGUUAAACGGGAUCAAGUUCGUCGGUCAAUAGAGGUCGAUCUUCCGAAUUCAGUUACCUUAAUAAAACGAAACAGCGUCAGUGCGCGCAAAGAAUCUACCAGUUCCAAUCACUCAAAGGAAUCAGAUGCCAUUAGUAUAUUUGAAAAAUCCCUGGGCAAAGAUGUGACAUUGACAGAAAUACGGAAAUCGGUUGAUAAACCGGUACCGUCGCCACAAGUCGACUUACAUCAGUUUGCAACUUUACAACCCAACAAUCCUACACAAACCAUAGGCGGAGUUACACUAGAUUCCAGCCAAAUAUCUAUAACACCCCGAAAUGUGGAAUCGAAAUUAAAUUGUUCUGAUAUUCAAAUUAUGAAGCGUAAUUCCAGAGAGUCUAUAUCGCGGAAGUCGUCUGGCUCGAGCGCCGAUAUAGAUGAUAAAAUGGCUACAUUGGAGAAAAUUAAAUCACCACAACAAAUCAAAAAGUUUGAUAUUUCCAUAACGCCAACGCCCGUCGCUGUGAGGUCGCCCGAGGUGACACAGCCUGUUGAAACCGAAGCAUUAGCACCUCCUUUGGUGGAUGUUAGGUCAACUCCUGAAAACAUAUCCAGUUCCGAAACUGUUCAAGCAAAAAUGGAAACUGUUGACAUCCCUACAGCUGUUACUGAUGUAACUAAGACCAUCGUAAAAUCCGAAGAGAAAAUUGACGCAAAGCCGGCAGAGGAUGUCAAAAAGCUUGAGCCAUCCGUGGCUGAGAAGCCCGAAGAAGCCAAAACUGUACAACAUAACAAACCCAAAACUGAGACCUCCGUCAAAAUAGAAGACCAGAAGUUAUCAAAGCCGGUUACGAGAACCAAAUCGCGUAGUUCAACGGAAAUGCCGGGACCUAGCAACCUUCUUCACGAGACACCAGAGAGUCAAAAACGAAAGGAGAACGUGCUAAGAACGUUAGGUUUAUUAACACAUAAAGCAGCAAAUGAAGCUAAAGCAAAGAAAUUGAAAGAAAAGGAGCUAAUUUAUGGGGCAAACUACAAUAUCAUGGGGAAGGGAAAAGCCUCAAAGUCGGAUUAUACGGGCACUUUGAAGACUGUGAUAAAAUUGAAUCGAGGUGAAAAGAAGAGACACAGGAGUUCCCUAAAAAUGACCUUUCAGAAAAGCAAACAUCGGGGCAAGCCAUUGGUGGAGGUUGGAGAAGCUGGCUGCGAUGACGAAGCCUACUACACCAUAGAAAGGCGAGAGGGUGUCGCAGGCGCAACAUUGGACGGUGGGCACAGAAAGUCACAUUACAGUAAUAGAAGUAACAAUCAUGACACAGAAGCGGCACCCGAACCGGAUCCAAAGGAAACGGUUAAUCUGGUUAUCCCGGAGAAGGCGUCUUCAUUCAGCAUCCACCCUGGACGGUUGUGUAUGGACCAGUGUUUCUAUUGUGGCGGAAAAUUCGGACUGUUUGACACGCCCUGUCAUAUCGCGCAGAUGAAGAGUAGCGAGAGACAGAAGAAAGUGCUUGACAACGAAGAAAAGUUGACAAUUGACAGUUGUCUAUGUGACGCGUGCUAUCGUCAUGUGGACCGCAGAGCCAACUGCCCAUCAUACAGGAAGCGGCCCAUGGGCAAACCAUUAGAUUUACCGCAGCCUCCCUCCCCGCCUAAUAAUGCAGGUACUGAUAAGCCAGUAAGCCCCCCUCUGGAAGAAGAGAGCGAAGAGGAACCAUCAGAGGCUCCGGGAAGACUGGCCACCUGUCACACGAGUGGGUGUGUCCUACCCGCGGAGCAUUCCAUACGACGCAAGUGGCUUAUUAAGAUGAGAUCCAGUGUUAAUAAGCUGCUCAAGCUAGACGGAGACUACCCCGGCCUGCACACGAUACCAUUAUGCGGCGAGCAUUACCGAAUUCUGGUACCGCUGAUGGCUUGUGUUCUGUGCCGUCGACGGCUGACCAAACACCACAAUUUACAUUUCAUACAUCAUGGCUACACAGAUUUGAACCCAAUGCUAAAAGAAGCCGGGAUUCCCGUGCAGUUCACCGAAAGACCAGUUCUUUGUAAGGUGUGUCGGUAUUACUGCACUUUGCUACAACGACCCGGCCAUAAUGAUAACCACGCCAGAGCUUACCGACGGAAAUUGCUUGAGAUCUACAAUAUAGACAUACCACCCGAAUUAGAACAACAGACAGAAGACACCUCCGCAUUAGAAGACUGUAACAAUGUUGCCAACCGACAGAAAAAGAAAACCAAAAUAAAGAUAAAGCAACGCAAAUCCACUGAACCAGAAACGAGUGAAUCGUCCGAAAGAACAACAGAAAGUUCGCCAGAAAAAGAGAAGUUAAUGGAAGAAAUAGAACCGCAUAAGAAUACUCAUUUAGAGGAAGAUAUAGAGAGCCUCAUAUCAUCCAAUAAGAUACCAGUUCCCGGAGCGAAGCCGCCCGAAUCGGCCCAAAGUGACUGCUCCGAAUCAGAAAUGGCAGUAGAUGAGACUCAAAUGAUAGGCGUGGACAAACAAACAGAAUUACGAUACCUCCUACAGAAACAAAACAAUCCAGCGCGGUUCCAAAACUUAAAUCUCACCCAGAAAAGCCGGAAUAUACUUAAAGUGCAGAAUGUUGGCAUACAAAAGGUUGGACAGCAGCACAGAAUUGCCGAUAAGAAUGUUAAGAGGAUACAAAAGCUCGGUCAGAUCGUCGCGCACAAGGAGAAACCCAAGAAAGAGACUGAAAUAGAAGAAUUCGAGGCGGACAAGUCAGAAGACGUAAUUAAAAACAUUUCCCUAAACGAUGAAUGUACGAUCGAGACUAUACCAAACAAACGACCGGCCGAUAUCAAUACGUUGAAGAACAAAUGGCAGUUGUCAGAAAGCUUCAGCCAAGUCAAGAAGAACCUCAGCGAGCUGUCUAAAAAGGUCGACAAAGAUCCGAAGAAGCUUUCGGAAUCAAAAUACUCAAAUCCAGUCAAGAGACUAGAAACAAAUCCAUCCAUAUCCGUACGAGAAUUAUUCCCUGGCGAAGAAGAAAUGAACCUUCAGUGCAAUGUUGAGUUUAAUAACGUCAAGGGGGUCACUCCAGCCGGCUGGGAGAAGUGUAACUCUCUUAUACAAUUCGAUGUGGAAACGAAAAAGUUGUGGAACGAUCUACAGAGGCCCUACGGAAACCAAUCGAGUUUCCUUCGACAUCUGAUUUUGUUGGAGAAGUACUUCAGGAGUGGGGACUUGAUUUUAUCCCAUAACGCAUCCCCUCACGCCGCCAACUACAGUAAUUCCAUGCAAAAACGAUUGAAGGCGUACGAUAACGUGGCGACUCCGGCCGAAACACCGAAGACGUCCAGCCUCAUCGAAUUCCGGAAGAAACCGUCGGUGAACGGAAAGAGUUUGCUGAAAUCGAGCCAAAACCCUGAAAAGAAAUUCAUGCCGCCUCCAGAUUUUACAAAACCUUCCCCCAAAUCGAAGAAAACUAAACAGUUGCCCCCAGAAUUAAUAGCUAUUAACACACCAAACGCUCAAGGAAGGAAGGCCAUACAAAAUGUAUUGCACAACAUUCAACAAUUGGUCAAGGGCGUGUCGGCCUCGGACCCUACAGAAGUGGCCGCUGCCCCUUUGCCCCCACCGAAGUUUGAGCCUCCAAAAGAAAAGAAGGAACCCCCUAAAGAGCAGAAAGAAAAGAAGGAAACACCGAAGGAACCGAAAGAAAGGAAAGAGCCUAAGAAACAAAAGUCUAAUAACAAGGGUUGGAGACCUACACUGAUGCCCAUAACUCAGGAGAACGUGGCAAAGAUCGCACGAGAGCCGCUCAAAACAGCCGUCGACGGUCACAGCUUGCCAAGCUUGGUGCAAGUUAUAUCAUCAGGGAACCGAUACCACAUAUCCUUCGAGGACUAUAACAAAAUGUGUCUCAUCCGGAAAGAGAGACAGCAACGGCUUCACGAGAAGAAGUCCACUAAACCCUCAACCGAGGAGACGUCCGUAGUCACAGAGGUCCAGACCUCCGCAAUGCUGGGGAACGGAGGCACGGUGGUCCAAAAUAUAACCACCGAGAAAGAUGAGAAGACUGACGCCCAAUUGACUACAAACGCCGCCACGAUACUUAAAAACGUCGGUCUCAAAAACAUCACCAUCGCCCCGAUUCCGCCUAAAACGUCGACUAUGACGUCACAAACCCUAUCUCUAGUGACGUCACAGCCCCUCUCCAUCGUGACGCCACAGAUUAUAACCAGCGCCGUGAAGCCGCUGACGGCAGUCGACAAUUCGAUGUCACUCCCCAAAAUACCGAAAUCCCUAACCGUGAUUCCGCAGGUUGUCCCGCAAAUAGUGCCGGUCGUCACGACGGCGCCGUCACAAACUGACAGUAGACCAUAACGAAACCUGUACUUUUUGGUUGUAUAACAACCGGACGCGGCAAAACCGUUGUGGAUUGUGAAAAAGUGAUAGUGAAUAGUGAAACUAUAGUGAAGUUAGUGGUUUUGUUCGCGUGUGACGAUUGAACGCAAUAGUGAGAGCCAAGAAGCCUUAUUUGUAAAUAGUAUCGAGCUGUGAAUACGCCGCCGCAAAUGGUAUGAAGUCUAUUAUUUAUUUCACAUCAACAAUUUUUGUAGCGACCAUUGACACUUAAAUCAUUGUGUAAUUUUUGUUCAAAAUUAUGAUAUGAUACUUAUUAAAUAUUAGUCAUUAUCUCUUGACGAAACAUAAUAUUCGGUAUAAAUAUAAAAAUCGCCUUUAGUUUAAUAAGAUUUUGACAUUCAAAAUUGUCUAGUCAGGAUCAAAAAUGCAUUUAUAAUUUAUUUUCAUACAAAAAUUCAUCAGCUUCAUAUCAUUUGCGUAAUAGACAAUUGUGUAGUGGAUUGUUUUGAAAUUAUUAUAUUCCUAUCUGUAGUAAAAGACAUUUCAAAUUAGGUUUAGUUAGGUCCAUUUUAGUUCCUUGAAAUGUACAGGCUUGUUUUUCAUAUUGACAGAAAAACACCGAUCUUAUAUAGAUUUAUGUUUAAUACAUACUUUAAUAUUUGACAUAUGUCAAAAUAACGGAAUAAUCAUAAACUGCAAUAUGUGCAGUGUAUAUUAGGGUAGUAUGUAUAAAAAUUUGUGCAAAUUUGCUCAAUGUCAUAAUUUUUGGCAUGUUUAGAUGCAAUCAGGCCUUCCUUAUGAUAACGUAGCAGUGUAAUGACUUCAAAACAAUCAAGGAAUAAAUUAAUAAUUAUGAAUAUAUCACUCAAAACAUAUUUUUCCAUGUUAUCAUAAUAAUUAAUGUUUCAUAGAAACUAAUACAUGUAUCACUUAGUUAAGCGCACCGAUCAACCAAAUCGCAUGGUACGAUGUCAUCAACGCCCAAAGGCGAAAGCCUAGAUCUAGUGUUUCGGGAUUAAACAAAAGCACCGAAAUGUGGCUCCAUUAUGAAUGUUCUAUGUUAUUGUUGAAUUUGUUCCCAUACAAUUUCAUAUGUAUAAGUAUUUUUGUGUAAAAUUCCCUGAAACAGGAGUUACUCCGUAAGCUAGAUUAAUUUGGGCGCCAUAAUCGUACCGUGUUAUUCGACAAUAUUCACCUAACAUAAAACCCCGACCAAAUAUUUUCGAAAUGUCAGUACAUAAAUUCUUUAAUAGUGCCUCUUUGUCAGAACAUUGUAAAUAUUACUCAUGGUUGAUUCUAAGUAAAUGCGUUAUAAUAUUGUUGAAUAUGGAUAUAAUAGUAUUUUAUUUUGGUUCUAUAUAUUAGAGUAUGGUCCAAGUUUACAUUUAGGUGUUACAGGUGUGGUAGGGGGUUGCUUACACGUUACUUGUAACUAAUUCUUUCCAUUUUUGCGAUAUAUUGACAAAUGUGUUCCUGCCAAGGAGAUUUCAUAUAGAGCGGGCAUUGGAUGCAUACAAAUCUUAUGUCAUGUUUUCUCACACUAGAAUGAAUAUAACCUUUUUUUUCGAUUUUCGUUUAUAAUGCCCGCUUUAUUGAUUAUAUAUUUAUGUCUCUUUGGCUUAUAGCAGCCUGAAUUUUAUAUUCUUUAACGCAUCUGAAAACAGAACUUUCAACUAUCUGUAAAUAUUUCUUCAAAUAAGUACCUAUUUUCGCGUUUAGUUAAUCUAUUUUAUAUAUAUGAACAUGGAUUCUGUUGUAUCCUAAGCAUGAAUGGUGUUAAUUACGAGCGCAAUUUCAACUUUAGUUAUUGACUUUGACUCGUAUUACAAAACGUAUCAAGUCUUGAGCACUGUCAAAAGUGUCAUUUGUCCCUUUUGACAGAUCUCGAAACUAGAUUAAAGCUUGAUUCACGUUAUGUAUACGGCUGGUAGAAAUGUAAAUAUUCUGAAGUAAGCAAUCACCCUAACACGUAAAAAUUGUUAUAUAACUAUUUUAGUAUUUGGAAGUUUGAUAAUCUGUGCUCAGAACAAAAUGGCUGCCACCGCCCAAUGUUUAGUUUCUUCCAAAGAUAGCUUUUUAGUUUACAAUAUUGUAUUUUGGUUUAGUUUCUACAGUCAGGCCGGUUGUUCCGCGCCCGAGGUAUGAAUUUGUGUAAUAAACAUAUCCUUAUCUCAUGA